Messenger RNA from Nylanderia fulva, 5117 nucleotides. The record is from RefSeq and is a predicted model, not a curated record. Lineage: Eukaryota; Metazoa; Arthropoda; Insecta; Hymenoptera; Formicidae.
UACACACGGUAGGCCUCUCAGUUUCAGUUCGGUUACUUGCUCCUUCUAGCGGUAGGUAGUGGUGCGCUUUUUUACACUCUGUAGGGGUGAGAUAGAUGAGUAGAUGGGAAAAAAAGAGAGACGCGGAAUUAAAAGAAAGUGAAAAGGUGUGAUAAAAAUUAAAAUCGGAACAUUAGCUUAUAAGAGGAAACGGGGGAACCAAGAAUAUCGAAAACGAGAGGCUACUGAGGAAAAAGGAACGGAAAAAGGGAGCACAAUUACGAAUAAGAAGAGAUCGAAGGGGUGCAAGAUUACGAACUUCCGGAGUCUGAAGAAACAGCCAGAAAACUUGCGAUCUCUGUCUCGAGAACAUCUUCCCAUUCUUCUUUGUCAUCCCUCGUCGGUGGCGCGUAGUUGGGGGAUGAUGUCUCGCGGCGGUGGUCCAAGACGAGAAUCGUAAAGCGCAUUUAUUUUCAAUGAAUACACGCGUAAUAUACACAUAUAUAUGUACACACAUAUCGUCAUGGCAGAACGGAGGUGACCGGAUGCCGGGCGGUGCAGUGAUUCGAUUGAUUCGCUGAAGAGUGUUCGUGGCUUCCACCGAACUUCCGAGUGCCGCGUUAAGCGAAUGUACGUGUGCGUGCGUGCGUGCGUUUGUGUCUCUUGCUACGUGCGUACGUGCGUGCUUGCGUGCUUGCGAACGAGCGCCAAUCGGGGCCUUAUUACAGUGAUCCCUUAAGCGCUCGCUUGUGUACGUGCGCGGCUCGCGAAGGAAGAAAAGGCGGCGGGUUUAUCUCGGCUAGUUUAUCCGAGGUGGUCCAUCCAAGUGAGAGCAUCAUCGUCGUGUCAUCAUCGUCAUCAUUCUCUCGUCAUCAGCCCCCAUCUGCGCGCUGUCGCAUUUCAAUCAGCGUAACAUCAGAGGAAGCCACGGCCGGACGCGCGCGCCUCAUUGAGCUUUCUUCGAUUCUUGGGGUGGGAAAUCGCAGGGAUUGAUCGAUUUCGGGAAAGAGACCGAGGAAGAGCGACAGAGAGAUACGGUGGAGAAGCGACGAGGCGGACGAGCGUCCGGAGACUGCGGCGACGCGCUUGACCGAGAAGCGACAGCGGCGGCGACUCUCGAUCGGCCGAGAGAGGAGGUGGCGAGACCCCGACGAAGAUGAUGUUCGGUAGGAUCAGACGAGAGGAGAUCUUCUCCGGCAAUGGCUGAUCGCCGCGAUGCCCGCGGCGUAUGAGCCGCUUUAUCGUGCGACAACGACGACAACUUCAGCAUCAUCAUCAUCAUCAUCCUCCUCCUCCUCAUCAUCAUUAUCUUCAUCAUCAUCAUCAAGGUACCGAAUUCGGGGUCGAGUGGAGUACGAAGGAUGAAGGGACGGUCCCUCGUGCCGCGAAGCGAGGAACCGCUGCGUUGUCGCGAGUGAAUCGCGAGCGGUGCCGAGAAGUGUGACAGUUUGCAGCAGCAACAGCAGCCAAGCUGCAGCGAACGCGCGUCGAGGGAGAAAGAGAGUGCGGGAGAGUCAAGUGGACGCGCGUCACUUCCGUAAACAAUCAUGAGCAAGGGUGAGUGAACGUCGAGUUCGCCGCGGUAGUGCCGCGAUCGGAUCUUCAGUGGAAGAAGUUUGCCUGGUCAGACGAAACGGUGGUUCUUGAACCGCCAAGGUUCGCUAAUCCCUGCCUUAGACUACUGCGACGGUUUCUCCGCGAGAUAACGAUACCGCGAGGAAUACAGUGUCGACAAAGUUGCCGAGUGUUUGCGGGAGGAUCAAUGAAGACUAACUCGAUCCUCUCGAGAUAACAGUGAGUGAAAUUGAAGAGUGCGUUUGCCAGUUUUUCCUUCUUCCUUUUCCUUUUACCAUAUCCUCAAGUUCUGAUUUAUGCGAUAAGCUCUCCAAGGGAUUCGGUCGACGUUGAUCAGACAAGUCUGAUACGACAUGAGACAUAAAAUGCAACGCGCUCGUUCCAGCCGGAUGGAAAUUGGCAUCUCGGUUCCGAUUAAUCGCGAUUCCCUAGUACUCUUGAUAAUAUCCUGCGCGACCUUGGAACCCGUGUACACCAAGUAACCGGGUUCGCGUUGUAAUACCCAAAAGAGCUCGCUCUCGAAAGAAGAAAAAGAGACCAGGCCAAUUCGACCCUGACGAAAAGGUGGAGAAGGCAGGGGUGGAGGUGACGAGAAGGAAGUGGCAGCGCCAAGGUGGUGGAGGAACUUCCUUGGCGGUCGCCGAAACGAAGAGGGAAACGUAUGCGUUUGUAAUUCGGCUUCGUGGCUGCCUUCGAGGAUGAGCGACGGCGGUCAUGCCGUGUAAUUCGAAGGUGUACCACGCCACCGUCGCAUCGUGCACGAACGUCGCCGUCGUCGUCGUCAUCGGCGCCGCCGUCGCCGUUGUCGUCGUGGUGAAGCUGAGAUUGGGACACGGCAGAGUCGCAGAGACACCGCCGGAAAGAUGAGCUCGAUCGACUUCGACGAGGUGCUGGUACACGUGGGCGAGAAGGGCCGAUACCAGAACAUCAUGUACUACUUGCUGUGCAUACCCGCCACCCUGCCGGCUGCUUUCCUCGCGUUCUCGCAAGUGUUUGUGAGUGCCUCGCCGGAACACUGGUGCAGGAUACCUGAACUGGAGAACCUGACUGACUUGAUGUCGUUGGAGGAGAUGAAGGCGCUCUCGCUGCCUUACACGGUCAAGUCUGGCAAGAGAGUUUACUCCAAGUGUGACAUGUACGACGUGAAUUACACGGACAUAAUCGACUCGUGGCUACGAUACGCCGACGAUCUGCAGAACGUCACCGACGACUCGUCCACGUCGACGACGACGUUUCAACCGUCGACGACGACGUUUCGGUCGCCGCCUAUCAGCAACCCUGACUGGCCGGUCACCAAGUGUCGACACGGAUGGAACUACGAUACCAGGGACUACGACAGCACCCUCGUCACCGAGCUAGACCUGGUAUGUGACAACAGUUGGUGGCCUUCCACAUCGACGACUUUCUUCUACGUAGGCAGCCUCUUCGGCAACGUCGUCUUUGGUUGGAUCGCCGACAAAUGGGGCAGAAGAACGGCCUUCUUCGCCAUCCUAUUUCUCGAGGUGAUAUUCUCCAUCGCCACGAGCUUCAGUCCGAAUUACGUGAUCUAUACCGCGUUGAGGACUGUGAAUGGUCUCUUUUUUCCUGCCAUUUAUCAGAUACCUUUUAUACUUGCUCUCGAACUGAUGGGACCAAGAUAUCGAACAUUUGCCGGAAUGGUAAUCUGUAUGUUCUUUGCUACGGCAAUGUCUCUUCUGGCGUUGCUGGGUUAUUUGUUAAGGAACUGGUACACCUUAUCGUUAGCCACAUCGGUGCCUUUCAUUCUUCUCUUCAGUUACUACUGGAUCAUCCCCGAGUCACCGCGGUGGCUUCUCAGUAAAAACAGAAUAGACGAGGCGGAGGUGAUCGUCCAGCAUAUGGCAAAAGUCAACGGCAAAACAGUGCCUACGAACUUUCUCCGAAAAAUGGAGGUAGAAAUAUUAAAGAGACAAGGAAUAUCGUGUAACGGUAAGAAUUCCAACGACAGCAACAUCGACGUGGAGGGCGAAAACAGACAGCCGCCGUCUUCUGCGACCCCCAUGGACCUGAUCACGAAUCCGAACAUCAGGAAGAAAUUCUUCAUUCUCGCUUUCGAUUGGGUGGCGAACGCGGUGGUCUACAACGGACUGUCCUACAACACGACCAACCUAGGUGUUUCCGAUUAUCUGGCUUUCUUCAUCGGAGGCAUCGUAGAGAUUCCAUCGUACUUCAUUACGUGGUACGCGAUGGAUAGAUUGGGCAGACGAUGGGUACUGUGCGUGACGAUGAUGCUGGGUGGGCUCGCUUGCGUGUCAUGUAUGUUCGUGCCCGAAGACGCGGUCUGGGUGACCGUAAGCCUGGCGAUGAUCGGGAAAUUCGGCAUCGCCGCGUCCUUCGCCGUCUUCUACGUCUUCGUCGGCGAGCUCCUGCCGACCGUGCUGAGGUCCCAGGCGAUGGGCAUAGCUUCCUUCAUCGCCGGCAUCGGCCUCCUCACCUUUCCCUACAUCGUUCAUCUCGCGGUCUACUCGAGAGUCCUACCCCUGAUCGUGAUGGGCUCGCUGAGCGUCGCCGGUGCCCUCACUUCCGUCUUUCUGCCGGAAACGCUCAACAUCCACCUGCCGCAGACGAUCGAGGAGGGCGAGCAGUUCGGGGCUGAUUUCAAGCUGUGGUCCUGCCCGACGAUACCAAAAAAAGGUUCCAGCAAGUCCGAGACCGUGCCUUUGAGGUUUCUGGUGAACGGUGGACCGGGUAGUCGUUCAUCUACCUCGAAGAACGCGUCGCAAGAAGUCGCGACUACAUCGGAGGGCGAGAAGCCAGCUGCCAUGCUGCCCUUGAAGGAAGAAGAGGCGAGGAACUUAAACGUGUCCAAGGGAGAGGAGCUGACGAACAUCGAGACGGUUGUCGGGUCAAAGACGUGUUGCGCGAUAGUGGAAGUGAACGUGUGCCGGAAGUCACAAUGAACCGAGAGAGAGAGAGAGAGAAAAACAGUCUUAUAAAUUGAUUCUCUUUACAAACGUGUUAUAUACAGUGGCGCCGACUUGGGGGGAGGAGAAAUAAUGUUUAACGAUAAAAAACGCUCAUUAUGCUUAUGGAAUGCUCGUUAAGCAUCAUGUUGCGAUUUCAGACACACCUUUGACCUAUAUUUUGACUUUCUACAUAUUUCUAUCCCCCAUCUCUCGAUAAUGUAAAGGCUAUUUUAAAAAAAAAGUUAUUUGAAAUGCUUGUCUUUUGUCCCCUCCCAAUAUUUUUCUCAAGUUGCCGCCACUGGUUAUAUAAUUAUCAGUAUAGACACACACACACACAUUGUAUUUAUUUUUCCAUUUAUUUUAUUAUAAUGUACUUCCUUUGUAAAACCUGCCCGAGUUUGUCGACAACACUGGUACGGCUGGAUCCUUGUCUUUUUUUUGCAAGAGAGUGUGCUGUCGUAAUGUAUGCGUGCGCGUGAUUGAUAUGCGUGUGAAUUCAAGGAUCAACGCCAUGAGAACUUUAAACGCCUAUACUUUUUUAUGUUUUUGAUUAGACGUGAAUUUUGCAUUUUGUCCUUACGUUAUCGAACAAGUCUCGUUGUGAUUUCAGUUAGUUUAAAUAAAAUAUCUUAAUACCUA